AACCCCAUCAGUGCCAUGCAACUACCAGUCUCCCAUUGUCGUCAAGUCAAACCACUUCCCGCAGCCUUCAAAUCUACACACCACUCCGCACACCACCGCCACUUCCUCUGCAAAUGGACGGCCAGAACCAGUCCUCUGAAGAGGACUCCAAGGAUGAUGAAAAGGGGGCAAGAAGUGAAACUAAUUCCAAUAAGCCAGAAUUCUCUGAAGAUGAGGAGAUGCUCAUAGCUAGGAUGUUUAGGCUUGUUGGAAGGAGGUGGUCUCUGAUUGCUGGGAGAAUUCCAGGGAGAACAGAAGAAGAGAUUGAGAAGUACUGUACUUCCAAGUAUGGUUUGCCAGGCUCUGAAUGAUGAUGAUGAUGCCACUCCAUUCAUGUUCAUGUAUUGCUGGCUUAAUUAAUUUGAUGGUUUCAUGUAAAUACAUGAAAAGUGAUAUUUGUUCUUGUUAAGAUGUACGUCCAGCAAGUGUGUUAUGAUUCUUAUGAAUUGUAUUAAUCACUCACCGUUCGUCCAGUAAAAGUGUGUUAUGAAUUGUGUUAA
This is a messenger RNA of Diospyros lotus (date-plum), 539 nucleotides long. RefSeq names its product transcription factor CPC-like. The transcript has 3 exons. The coding region runs from base 114 to 350 and encodes 78 amino acids. Gene Ontology annotation, cellular component: nucleus. NCBI's taxonomy places the organism in Eukaryota, Viridiplantae, Streptophyta, Magnoliopsida, Ericales, Ebenaceae. Gene Ontology annotation, biological process: cell differentiation. The record is from RefSeq and is a predicted model, not a curated record. Gene Ontology annotation, molecular function: transcription cis-regulatory region binding.